AUGAAAGAUAAUCAAUUAACUAAAUCAGAAACUAAAUAUCUGCGAGGAUUAGCCAAGAAGCAUAUUCUUUUACCAACUAAAUUUAAGAAAUCUUUGGUAAAGAAUUGGAAUAAAUACUAUCCUGAGUAUCGCAGUAUUGAAAAACUAUUAGAACUAAACCAGGAAUAUUCUUUACGAACUGGCACUCUAAUUGUCUUGCCAACUAACCAACUUUUACAGCAAGUUUGGGAUUAUAUUAUUAGUAGACCGAAUAAAAAAGGAGAAUAUAAGAAGUCGGAAAUGGAAUGCUUAUUUCUACUCUGCUGGAAAGUCGGAUUAAGAGUUAGUGAAGCUCUUAGUUUUGAUUUAUCCUUGGAAAACCAAGAAUCGGCUUAUAAAAACUUAUACCUAUUAAGGGGCAAAGGUCAAAAAGAACGCUGA
Messenger RNA from Entrophospora sp. SA101, 420 nucleotides. The record is from the annotation of a GenBank genome assembly. Lineage: Eukaryota; Fungi; Glomeromycota; Glomeromycetes; Entrophosporales; Entrophosporaceae.